Heterocephalus glaber (naked mole-rat) is the source of this 3615-nucleotide messenger RNA. It is a transcript of the gene Wdr5b, whose product is annotated as WD repeat domain 5B. The record is from RefSeq and is a predicted model, not a curated record. Gene Ontology annotation, cellular component: Set1C/COMPASS complex. Gene Ontology annotation, molecular function: histone binding. NCBI's taxonomy places the organism in Eukaryota, Metazoa, Chordata, Mammalia, Rodentia, Bathyergidae.
UUACAUCUUAUUUACGCAGGAUGUACUGAACUCUGCAAGUCAUUUGUUACAUUUGUUUCUCCCGAUGUACUGAAUAAAAGGGAGAACAUCUCAUCCACCGACUGUCUUGGAGCUUUCGAGCCAUGGCAUCAGAGGAGCCAGGAGGUGCCUUCUCACCAGCCUAUCGGCGCCAGGAAGUACCUGAAAAACCGAACUAUGCCCACAAAUUUACUCUCGUGGGGCACACGGCAGCAGUGUCAUCAGUUAAGUUUAGUCCUGAUGGUGAAUGGAUAGCAAGUUCUUCUGCUGAUAAAGUAAUUAUAAUUUGGGGAGCAUAUGAUGGAAAAUACAACAAAACACUGUAUGGUCACAAUCUGGAAAUAUCAGAUGUUGCCUGGUCAUCAGAUUCUAGUUGUCUUGUUUCUGCCUCAGAUGAUAAAACUCUAAAGAUAUGGGCUGUGAGAUCUGGAAAAUGUUUGAAAACACUGAAGGGGCACAAUGAUUAUGUCUUUUGUUGUAAUUUCAAUCCUGCAUCCACUCUAAUCAUUUCAGGAUCUUUUGAUGAGAGUGUGAAAAUAUGGGAAGUAAAAACAGGAAAGUGCCUUAAGACUUUGUCUGCUCAUUCUGACCCAGUUUCUGCUGUUCAUUUUAAUAGUACGGGGUCCUUGAUAGUGUCAGGCAGCUACGAUGGUCUCUGUAGAAUCUGGGAUGCUGCCUCAGGUCAGUGUUUAAAAACACUUACUGUUGAUGACAAUCUUCCUGUCUCUUUUGUAAAAUUUUCUCCAAACGGUAAAUAUAUUCUCACUUCAACUUUGAACAAUACUCUUAAACUGUGGGAUUAUAGCAGAGGCAGAUGCUUGAAGACAUACACUGGUCAUAAGAAUGAGAAAUACUGCAUAUUUGCCAAUUUUUCAGUUACUGGUGGAAAGUGGAUUGUGUCUGGUUCGGAGGAUAACCUGGUUUACAUUUGGAACCUUCAGACUAAAGAGAUUGUACAGAAAUUACAAGGUCAUACAGAUGUUGUGAUUGCAGCAGCUUGUCAUCCUACAGAAAACAUCAUUGCAUCAGCAGCAUUAGAAAAUGAUAGAACAAUUAAACUAUGGAUGAGUGACUACUAAAACCUUUGGAAAUCAAGUAGUAAAGCCAAGUUGGCAAAAAAUUUAGAUGUUUGAGCCAGGUGUGGUGGCACAUGCCUGUAACGCAUCACUCUGGGAUGCUAUCCCUGCCCGGGUAACUUAGUGGGACCCCAUCUCAAGGGGCUGGGGGGUGGGAAUGUAGCUCAGUGUGAAGGUCCUAGGUUCAAGCCCAGUACAAACAAAAACACCAAAAGCAGUAACAAAAAGGUGUUUGAAAGAAUGACUUCUCUUAAUUUUGGCAUGAUUUUGUAUUUCUUUUAAAAAUUGUGUUCAUUUGCAAUAUUUUGAGACUUACAGUCAGUAUUUACAAAACAGGAGAGUUGGAAUAGUAAAGUAUAGGACCGGGGGCUUCUGACUCCUUAUCUUGAGGCCUGUUAGGAACCUCAUGUGUUUGUCCCUAGAGUGUCCCAUUUUGUUCAGUGACUGUCCUAGAAGGUCCUUAUAUUUGAGAAAUAUUUUAAAGUACAGUUGAUAAGAGAUGACUGACAGAAGCAAGUGAGUUUUUGAUUUUUGGUUUGGGAGUCAAAUGAACAUUAGCCUGGGGUGGUUACAGAACUGGAGAAGAGGUCAAAUGCCACCUAUACACUUGGUGAUGAUGGGACAUGAAAUCUGUAUCAGGUCUGUGAGUUGGGAAAAAGAAGUCAUGAUUAGGUUCAUUCUCAGCGUCUAAAACUUUAAAGGACCCUGUUAUGGUGAUCUAAAAUGUCCCCUAAAAGGCCCAUAUAUUCAGAGGUGUCUUUUGGAAAGUGAUUGGAUUGUGGGAGCACUGUAUUCAUGAGUGGAUUAAUCCACCGAUGAGUUCAUGGCUGAAUGUACUGUUAGAAAAUGGAGCUGGGUUGGAGGAAGGUCACUGGGGUUGUAACCUGGAAGGGUAUAUUCUUGUCCCUGGCUCUUCCCUUCUCUCUGCUUCCUGGCUGCCAUGAGUUCAGCAGCCUUCCUCCAUGUCAUUUUUUGCCUUGGAAUCAGGUAACUAUGGACUGAACCCACUGAAACUGAGCCAAAAUAAACUUCUCUAAGUUGAGUGUUGGGUAUUUCGUCUCAGAAAUAGGAAUGUGAUUAAUACAGACUUCUAACUGUAUUAUAUGUUGCCAUCUUGUGAUUAUUAGGGAAACUACACAUCUGAAUGGUGAGGCUACUCUCCUUCAGUACGUGACCUGUUAACUCUCCCCCUCAUAUUUCAGAUUCAUUUGCAAAAUCACCUCACAGCACCAUGACUUCUUGCCUUUUUCCAGCCUCAGUGCACAGCUGAGUUAGGUUUUCCUGCUUCUUCAGUUUCUGUGGUAAAGUUCAAAACAAUUUCUUUACCAAUUUGUGUUGUAAUUUUUUUUUUUUUUUUUUUUGAUACCAGGGAUCGAACUCAGGACCUUGCACUAGCAAAGUGGGCAGUGACACCACAGCUAAAUCCCCGGCCUGUAAUGGUUUCUUGGGCCAUGUUUGCAGUAGAUAAUGAGCUGUAUGGGAACAGGAAGUAUGGCUUACCUGUAUUUGUACUGUUGGUUUUUGCAUAGAGGAACUUAACCAUUUGAUGAAUAACAAUAGAUAGCACAGCUUCAUUCAUUCCUUGCUUUUGAUAAAUUUUAGUAUACAUGCCCAAAACUCAUUAUACCAAUUUCAAAGAAACCCUAACCUCAUGUGUUAAUGUUAUUCGUGCAGUGCUUAAUAGGAAAUAUAAGGUAAAAAGUAUAAAGUAGAAGGUGGGCAUGGUGGCACGUGCCUGUAAUCUGAUCUACUCAGGAGUCUGGGGCAGGAGGAUUCCAAGUUCAAAGCCAGUCUGGGCAAUUUAGCAAGACCUUGUCUCAAAAUGAAAUUUAAAAGGGCUAGGAAAGUAGCUCAGUGGUAGAGUGCUUACCUAGCAUGCAUAAAUCAAGGGUUCAAUCCUCAAUACCUAAAAAAAAGGAGAAAAUGGUUUCUGCCUGUUUUACCUAGGAAGACAUAAUAAAUAUGCCCCCCAAAAUCUAGGCAUUAAAGAAAUAGUAACUGAUAAUAAUUUAACUGAAAGCAAAAAUGGCAAAACUUGCUUUUUUUUUAUAUGUAAUGUUGCCUUAUAAUAGUCAUUAAAUGUUAAUUUGCUUUACCAGUUUUGAGGAGUACAUUGUAUUAGUAGGGUACAACUGGUAUAUGAGGAUACCAGAAGUAAGGUUAGUUAAGAGGUAGGUCUGAAAUUCUGGCCAUUUGUAAAGAGGUAGUCACUAUGUUACUGAAUAGAAAAUAACACAAAAUGAGAAAUUAUUGUUUAAAUUCUUGGUGAAUGAGCUUUAGUUUAAUAAAACAUCUUUACAAUAAAUCUACAAGAUAGAACACUUAAAUGCUCUUUAACAGUUAAGAAUUACAUUGUUCUAUAGAGAAAAGUUACUUAUUUUUAAAAGUACCAAUUAAAAUUUACCCACAUUUAAAACAUUGGUUUAGGGGUCCCAGAAUGAUCAAGAAAAACUAAAAUGUAUAAGAAACAAUGCUUUAAAAAAAAAAAAAAAGAAACAAUGCUUUUUGAUAAGCUGGAAAA